Colletotrichum chrysophilum is the source of this 2049-nucleotide messenger RNA. RefSeq lists its product as uncharacterized. The record is from RefSeq and is a predicted model, not a curated record. The transcript is spliced from 4 exons. Bases 1 to 2049 code for a protein of 682 amino acids. Lineage: Eukaryota; Fungi; Ascomycota; Sordariomycetes; Glomerellales; Glomerellaceae.
AUGAAUCAGGUUGCGCAGGACCACACUUCCGGAACGGUCCAUGCAUACGCAGAUGAUGGGGAGGAGAUUGCCAUCAUGGAAGGUAUUGAGGCCCAUCAGAUCCGUAGUUCCUUGCAGGGCGAGACGGAGGCUCCUCCGAUUGUCAGCGCGCCUCACUGGCGUCCCCACGCAAGCUUCUUCCCUUUCCAGACCCUGAAUGAGGCUCCCUUCUUCGACGCGGAUGACAUCAAGAGAAUUCUCCACUUGUUGUUUCUCCUGCUAUUGGAGAUGCAGUCUAGUUACGCUCAAGUCGACAAUGACAUUGGCAACAUUCCCGACCAGGGCGCAACCAAGGCGUGGGUUGAUCAACAGAUUCAAAGGGCGCAGGAGGCAGGGUACGGUGUAUUGUCUGCGACUACCUGCCGAAAUAUUGUUCAAGACAACAUAAAAAACCGCCAAGCCGCACAACAGAAGAUACGGAUCGAGUUACAGAGCAGUCGUCUACACGACAUGGAUCUGACGAUGGAGAAGUUGUUCAAGAACCCCCUGCAGCACACGAAGGACACGCUCCGAGACUCCAUCGUGUCUCAAGGCCUCUGGUCGCUUCGAGCUAAAAGGCUUUUAGAAGUUGCGAUGCCUAUUCUGACACACACGAAUCCUCAGCCGAAGAUUUUGCAGAUCGGCUCAGCUGACGGGGCCAACAGUACAACUUUGGCAUUGCUACAGCUUCUCCAACCUAAGAGAGGGACUCAGCUUUUCUCAACAUACACGUAUGCGUCUAUUUCACCAAACUCUCUAGAAAACGCAGAAGGCGACUUUUCAGAUGUCCAAGGCUUUGAGGUGCGAAGCUGGGAUGCCAUGGGCGGGGACAAGAAUCUCGCUCAGUCGUUUGACAUUAUUGUCUGUGCCGACAUACUCUCUACCGAACGUGACACUUCUCAAGACUUGCUGCACAUCAAGCAGUUACUUCGCCCUUCCGGAGUGCUUAUUCUGCCGGAGGCUCUUUUUGGUCAGUACAUAGGACCCGUCACCCGAAACAUGCGCCGCGUUCUGUUACAAAACCAAACGCCACACAUCUCAAAAGAUGUUCUGUUUCCCAUUAUACACGACCUUGGCUUUGAUUUACCUAAAGGUGAUCAACACAAGAACCAGGUGAACCCCAUCCUGCGGCUGCGUCACCUCAACCAGCUCGAGUCGAGCUCCACACCCGUCAGCAUCGUCACAAAUAAGGAGGAUAGCACCUUGAUAGAAAGUUUCAAGUCGGUUCUCCACUCGUAUUCAAUUCCUGUCCGGGCAUACAACGCAGAUAUCUGUAUUAGUGAGUCUGGCUCGCUACUUACCGAUGGAACCCUCGUAUUCUUCCUUGACCUGGAUCGCCCUUGGAUCUACCACCUGAAAGAGAGUGAGUUCCCCGCAUUUAUCCAACUCCUAAGCACCGGUACCUCAAAACGCCCUAUUGUCUGGGUCACUCCAUUUUCUCAGAUUGACUGUAAUGACCCGCGCUCUGCUAUGAUUUACGGACUGGCUCGUACGCUGCGAUCGGAACUGAAGGCCGACAUAACAAUUGUCGAGGUCGACCUGGCAGACGUUUCAAACAGUGACAAAUGUGCCACGUUUCUCAUGCGCAUCGUCCAACACCUGCCGCACCGAUGCUUUGAUGGCGCACUCGACCCGGACUUUGAGUUUGCGAUUACUAGGGAGCAUGGCAUCGUGAUCCGCUUCAUCAUCACUUCCGAGUCCGACAGACUGCUAUUGGAAAAUGCUUUCGGCAUCGCUGUAGACUUCAUCGUGUCAAACCCGGAAGAUGCUCUAUCGUGGCCGAAGGCAACCUGCAUGAUUGGAUUCGGCGGCCUUUUUCCUGACUGGGCGCUGCAAUAUCUUUCCCCUACUGGCAUCUUCCUCGACGUUCUAGAUCAUCCAGUCAAGGCAAAAGACUUCCAAACAGUCAAGAUCUCUGCAAGUCAGGCAUAUCGCAUCGUCGAUAUGCAGGCUCUCAGCCACCACAGUCCAGAAUCGGUGCAAAGGUACGCGCACCAUGGCUGCGAUGCGUUGAUGCAACUUCAUGACUAA